AAAAAUAUAUAUAAUCUGUUACUUUGGGCAAACACGUUUAGAGCAAGCGCACUUAAUCUCGAUCGCAGUCGUCAGCUGCCAGCGAAGCCCGCGCUGGGCUGCUGGUUUGAUGACGGGGCAGAUAACGACAAAGCGACGGAGAGCGACCACUGACCGCAAGCGUGCGAUAAAAAAAAAACAGGCUGAGCAUUAUCGCGGUUGAUCAUGCGGUGGUUCUUUCGUUCUCUCCCGCUGUUCCCACACCACCCGGCAAAAAGAUUCUGCUACCUGAACCACUACGAAAUCGGGUCUGCACUGAUGUGGCUCCAGUUUCUACCCGCCGAUGGUCGGCAACUUUUGAACAUUAUGCCGUACGGCGUCGCUCGCAAAGAAAGGACAGCGCAUGCGCCAAAGGGGCGACCUAGGCGGCGUCGGAAGCCAUUGCACGCUUUAUGUGACACUUCAUUUUCGUUGAACGCCACACCCGUGCUGCUGUCAAGAGGAAGGGAAUCUGGUCCAUUUGGGAGGACGCAGCCGCAUUGUGAACCAAUCAGAGCUUACAAGAUGGCGAAUUGGACAAUAUGGCGUAAUUUGACAAUGUCCAGAACAGCAACCCCAAGUGAAGAGGUGAGAUACUUUCGCCUACCUUCAGUUUCCUAAUGAAGAGCGCCAACUCGGCGCCGACGAUCCUGGCGUUGGCGCAUGCGCUCUCGUAGAGGCCAACGUUUCCUUCGCUCCAGUCGACAAUGAUCACGUUCACGUCCGCCUGCUUCAGGUGGUGUUCAUCUCUGCCGACCGGAACAAGCAGGACAUGCUCAACUACAUGCGUACAUCCCACGGUGACUGGUAUGGCUUGCCUUUUGACGAUCCGCUCCAAAGGCGUACAGCACUGCCAGCAGCAGGAGCAUCAAGAGGAGGAUACAGCAGAUGAGGCAAGCGUCACCGCUGGCCUCCCUCCUCGCCCAUUUGCUGAGAAGGAAGGACUUCGUGAGCCACGUACUUUGGGCGAGUCGUCUGCUUGCCUGCCUACCUGGACUUCACGGACAAAGGGCAAUGCUGAUGGAGUUGUUCAGGGGCAAGAUGCUGCUCCGCAAGGACGGCAGCCAGCACGCGGCCGACGACGUGCUCAGUGAGACCCGAGUGCUGGCGCUGUACUUCUCGGCCAGCUGGUGUCCCGCGUGCCGCAUGUUCACGCCAGUCCUGGCCGAGGCUUACAGGCAGACCAAGAACCACAAGGUCGAGGUCGUGUUCGUCUCGUGGGACCGCUCCAUGUUCGCCAUGCUGCGCUACAUGCGUCAGAGCCACGCCAACUGGUACGCCGUCAAGUACGGGGACCCUCUCCGGCUGGAACUGUCGGUCAAGUAUGGCGUCACCGGCAUUCCCGCUCUGGUGAUCAUCAAGAAAGACGGCAGCGUGGUCAAUCCUGAUGCACGUGUUGACGUCACAACCAAGGGACACCAGGCAUUUCUCGAUUGGCUAGCCUUGUCGUAAUAGCGAAGACAAGAAACUCCGGCUCAGUUACGCCGAAAGCUGCAGUCGUUAGCUUCAAGAGGCUCUACGAAGAUGUAUCGAA
Molecule: messenger RNA, 1552 nt
Organism: Dermacentor silvarum
Lineage: Eukaryota; Metazoa; Arthropoda; Arachnida; Ixodida; Ixodidae
Product: nucleoredoxin-like protein 2
Exons: 8
Coding region: 907-1470 (187 amino acids)
Biological process (GO): sensory perception; photoreceptor cell maintenance
Source: RefSeq, a predicted model, not a curated record